This is a messenger RNA of Cercospora beticola, 2567 nucleotides long. It is a transcript of the gene ADE2, whose product is annotated as phosphoribosylaminoimidazole carboxylase ADE2. NCBI's taxonomy places the organism in Eukaryota, Fungi, Ascomycota, Dothideomycetes, Mycosphaerellales, Mycosphaerellaceae. The record is from RefSeq and is a predicted model, not a curated record. Gene Ontology annotation, biological process: 'de novo' IMP biosynthetic process. Gene Ontology annotation, molecular function: ATP binding; metal ion binding; phosphoribosylaminoimidazole carboxylase activity.
GAUUGGGACCCGAUGGUGCCCUCAUUAGAUGCGGCCGUGUCUCAUUAAUGAUCGCUUGGACGUGGAGAAAACCUGGAGUAGUUGUCGAACAUGCAAUUUUGUCCCAAUCGCCACUGCCUCACUCGUUGUCCCAAUGCGGCAAGAAUCAAACUUUCUCAGUCUAACCAAAAUUUCACGAGUCACCAGCACUCGCCGUAAACUUUUCCGACACAGCCGCGCAGAGACAACAUCCUCACGUCCUACAUCUGAACAGAUUACUCUGACUUCAGACCUUGUCGACAUGGCAUCAGACAAGGUCGUUGGCGUCCUCGGCGGCGGCCAACUGGGUCGCAUGUUGGCAGAGGCCGCCAAUCUGCUCGAGAUCAAGGUCAAUUUUCUGGACGCCGCCGGAUCAAGUGCCAAGCAGGUCUCUGGACAUGACGGACACGUCGAAGGAUCCUUCAAAGACAAGGAUGCGAUCCAGAAACUGGCUGAGAAGUCCGAUGUGAUCACAGUCGAGAUUGAGCAUGUCGACACUGAAAUGCUCAAGGAAGUCGCAGACACUGUCGAUGUGCAGCCUUCUUGGCAGACAAUCCGCACUAUCCAGGACAAGUACGUUCAAAAAUUGCACCUGGAGAAGAAUGGCGUGGCAGCAGCGCAAUUUCAGGCUCUGUCGGCUCCUACGCUUCAAGAAAUGGAUCGCGUAGGUACCGAACUUGGCCUGCCGUUCAUGUUGAAGUGUAGGAGAGAUGCCUACGAUGGGCGCGGAAACUUUGCCGUCAAGACGAAAACCGACUUCAGAGAGGCUCUGGACGUACUCUCCAAGAACAAGGACCUAUAUGCCGAGAAAUGGUGCAACUUCAAGAUGGAGCUCGCAGUCAUGGUCGUCAAGACCAAAGACAAUGUUCUGUCUUUCCCUACAGUCGAGACGAUCCACGAGGACAGCAUUUGCAAAUUGACCUAUUGCCCAGCUCGUGGCGUUAGUCCUGAAAUUGACAAGAAGGCUCAGGCAUUGGCACGGCAGGCAGUUGGGUGCUUUUGGGGCAAAGGCGUCUUCGGCGUGGAGAUGUUCCUGACGAGAAAUAACGACCUUCUGAUCAACGAGAUCGCACCUCGUCCUCACAAUUCUGGUCACUAUACCAUCGAAGGCUGCCCGGUGUCCCAAUAUGAAGCCCACCUUCGUGCGAUCCUGGAUUUGCCACUUCAGCAGGAAGACUUGCAGCUUCGAGAGCCAAGCAUAAUGCUCAACAUUCUUGGUGGAGAGUCGCCAGAUUCACAUCUCUUGAUAGCACGCGCAGCUCUGCGCCACCGCCGCACUAAAAUCCAUCUCUACGGAAAAGGUCAAGCACGCAAAGGCCGCAAAAUGGGUCACAUUACAGUCUGCGCACCCACAAUGCAAGAAGCCGAGCAAAUCAUCCAACCCAUGAUCGACCUAGUCGACGAAGGCAAACCCCAAAUCAACCGCCGAGGCUCCGUAAUGUACAGCACACCACAAGAGAAACCAACAGAGAAACCCCUCGUAGCAAUCGUAAUGGGCUCCGAUUCCGACCUCCCCGUCCUGCAACCCGGCCUCGCAAUCCUCAACAAAUUCUCCAUCCCGUACACAACCCGCAUAACCUCCGCCCACCGCACUCCAUCCUGGAUGGCCGAGUUUGCCUCUGGCGCCGCAGCUUCUGGCCUCAAAGUCAUCAUCGCAGCUGCAGGUGGUGCGGCUCAUUUACCAGGCAUGACAGCGGCUUAUACUUCGCUGCCCGUCAUUGGUGUUCCGGUGAAGCCUACUAUUGGCGAUGGCAUGGAUUCUCUGCUGAGUAUCUGUAACAUGCCGAGAGGAGUUCCGGUGGCUACUGUCUCGAUCAACAACUCGGUCAAUGCGGCUCUACUUGCCGCUCGCAUCAUUGGUUCAGCGGAUUUGAAGGUCAGAGACGUGGUGGAGAAGUACAUGAAAGAUUCGGAAAAGGAGGUUCGGGAGAAGGAUCUCAAGUUGGUGGAAAUCGGGGCAGAGAAGUAUGCCACUGAGAUUCUGAAGAAGUGAGCAGUCGAGAAGUAUGGGUAAUUAAUCAUUGCAAUGGAAUUGGGUAUCAUCGGGCGACGUCUCUCUCUGACUCGGCCGAUCACUGUAAGCUCAAUCUUCACCAGAAUGUCAGGUUCUGAAAGGCAGUUCAACCAAUCUCGUUGCCCAUACCAUUUCAGUGGGACAACGAAUGUUGAGCCAACGUCUGCAGACAGUCUUGACGAAGCCCACCGCCCUCUCCUCUACAAGCCUUCCAAAUUCUCCCACUCACUUCAACCCACAUCCCCUGAACUCCAGAAAAGCUGCUGAUGUCCGAAUCAUGCUCCAUUCUCCCCCGAACAUCUUCCUCCAACCCGUCCGCUGACCUCAGGCAUCGAAGAAUAAAACCCUACCAAGCCCUAAAGAUCCCAACAUCAGAGAACAAGUAACCCUAGCACGUCCAUCACAGUCCAAGAUCUACACAGGCCCAUUUGACCGACUUCGUUCGGGCACCUUCAACGUAGUCAGCCCACAUGCAUAGCCAAGACAUAGCACAUCAUAGCUCCUGCUAUUCCGCAUAAGUUCCGCAAUUGCAUGU